UUGUCUUAUUUGGUUCGUGAAGAGGGUGUUUGCCAGUGUGUUUGUCAUUGUGUUUGCCCAAUUGAGAGCGGGGAAAAUGAAGCGUAGAGUAUGAAAAUUUUUGGAUUGACUUGCCGCGUGCACCGACAGCGCAUUUUUAUUCAAGUUUGAGCACUCGGAUCUGCAACAACGCAAAGUGACGCAGAAAAAAUACAAAAGCUAAAAAAAAAAACUAAAAAAAUUGGGAAAAACACAAAAUUCCGCACAAGCUUGUAAUUCAGCUAAAAACUUAACUGUGACAUGCAGAAAAAAAUUACAACAAAAUAUUAAAACAAAAAUAACAACAAAAUAUAGAAAUAAAAAUAACAACAAAAUAUAUGAAAAUAAAAAAUAACAACAAAUAUAUUAAAAUUAAAAUAACAACAAAUGAAAUUAUUAAAAUUAUAACAAAUUAAAAAUAACAACAAAAUAUAAAAAUAAAAAUAACAAUAAAAAUCACUCAAUACAAUAAUAAAGCCAACUGUAAAAGUUUGAACAAACUUGCUGCGUUUGAGCGUUGUGUGAAAAUUGCAGUGUACAAACACGGAACGAAAGCAAUAACAUUUCUAAAGUCCAAUAGGCGAUUGUAAAGCUUUAAGCUGGCUCUCAAAAUACGCAAGAAUCUCACCUAUAAUUCAUCCACAUCCUCAUCAACCACCCCAACUAAUAUCGAUCACGCAUCCACAACCGCUACCGAUCCUGAAAUCACAUUAUCAUCCUUGUCAUCUGCCCUCUUACCGGCAUCAUUGCUGAGUACGACAUUUCAGAAUCUCAUACCAUACGCCAUUGCAGGCAUAGCGCCGGGACCGCAUAAUCUGUUGGCACCGCCGCCGCCGUCAUCAGCGUCAUUAACGUCUCUGCCGGCGGCGCUUGCGACGUCGAGUUGCGGCCCCAACACUAGUUCUAGCAGUGCCGCUAUUAGCCCACAGACAAGCGCCAUCAGCGCCGUUGCAGCACACGCAGCCAUGGGUGGGCCACACCCGGCUUUACCGCCGACCAUUGAGGGUCAAACAUAUUGCUUACGUUGGAAUAAUCACAAAUCGAAUCUUGUAGAGAUUCUUGAUGCUCUCAUAAAGGUUGAGAGCUAUGUGGACUGCACAAUUGUUGUCGAUGACCAAGUGCAAUUCAAAGCGCAUCGUGUGGUACUUGCCGCCAACUCGCCAUAUUUCCAGGCCAUACUGCAGGAUGUACCGAUGGAUCAUUGCAGCAUUAUAUUUCCCGGUGUCAAAGCGUUUGAAAUGCGUGCACUACUGGAUUAUAUGUACACCGGUGAAGUGAAUGUAACACAAAGUCAGAUACCCACAAUAAUGCGUAUUGCCGAGGAGCUGGAGGUGAAAGGACUUUUCGAUAUGGCCGAUCUAAAGGAGAAGUUCAACAAAUUGAGCGAAGAACAUGCGGAUCGUGCCAGUCAUGGUUAUCCGUAUGCGGCAGCUAGUACUUCGGGUCUAACAGCACCGUAUGCCAUGGCUACGAGUUCAUCCGCUGCACAGGGCCUACCCAGUGUUGUACACAAUGGUAAGGAUCAUCAUGGCGCCGAUUUACCAAUGCCUUCACAACACAAUUCCUCAUCCGUGAUCUCAACAUCAUCGCACAUAUCACCAUCAGCUGCCGCUUCGAGUACAUCUUCACCACCCUAUACUAAUUAUAAAUCGCCAUAUACCAAUUUGUAUACCAAAUCGCCUGGUCCCUCCAAUGGUGGUGGUGCUACUGGUAAUGUAUCUGGCUUAGGACAAACUAAAUCAGCCAAUACACCGCAGACACCAACACACUCGCAAACAACACAACCGCCAAAUGCAGAUCACGCACAAUGGCCGUUAUCGCCUUCGGCAGCAGUCGGUAUGUUGGGUUCCGUCUAUGACUCUGUGCCGGACAAUCCACUCAAGCGUAAAAAACUUUCGUCCAUGACUUCAAUGUUAAUGAAUCGCGAUACUCCCAUACUACGUAACGUCUUGGCACAAGCCAAUCCCGCCGACUCAUCUCAGCCAAUAUCAUUCUCUAUGCCCAUCGCCAGCAAGACCGACAACAAAUCGAGUACCGACAAAAAUUCGCCGCAUGCCGGUUCAAUGGGUGGACACAACAAUAACCAAGGUCAGCACUUUAAUGGCACCGACUUUGCCAGUGAUAAGAAAUAUCACGAUGAACCACAUUCGCCUUACACAGAUCGUUCGUUUGAUGACGACGCCUACGAGGCCAAGGGCAAUUAUGGUGGCAGCUUUAGCUCUAACUCGAAUCAGAAACCCGAAUGGAAGCGCUAUAAACAAUACACACGCAGCGACAUAAUGUCCGCGAUACAAUGUGUAAGGGAAGGUAUGAGCGCUCUGCAAGCUUCACGCAAGUUUGGUGUACCGUCACGCACGCUCUAUGACAAAGUCAAGAAACUGGGUAUAACCACCGGUCGGCCAAUGAAUCGCACCAUGAAACGUAGUCCGAGUAAUGUGGAUUCAACUGCUGCUUUCUCAUAUCCACACGCUUAUGGCGCCGAACCCUUAAUGUCUUCGAUGCAUGAGGGACGCAAUGAUGAACGCGAGCCAAAAGAUCACCACCGCGCUGAACAUCACCACAUGCCACCACAGUUGCCGCAUUCUCUAUUAGAUCAUGCAUUGCUACAACAAGCGUUGGAGAGUCGUGGAGGCGAUAUUGCAGGACGCGGCGCACUGUUAUUAGCAGCAGCCGCACACGCCGCCGCUAACCGUAUCUCAACAAGCCCGGGUCCAAACGGUUCGAGCGCCAUGCGUUCACCCAGUCCACCGAAUUAUGGACGUAAGUACGGACGUGGAAGUGAGCAUGACUUUGCCGUGGAGCGGGACGGGCGAAGACGUGAACGCGGUAGAGACAGAGAUAUGGACUGCAGUCGGGAUAAUGAACGUCACAUGCUGGAGAAUGAGCUGGAGCAAGAGCGUGAGCGGGAGCGGGAGCGCGAGCUGACGAAUGAAAGCGAACGCGAACGCGAGUAUGAACGUGAACAGCGCGAAGAACGCGAAUUUGAAAGAAAACGUACGCGCGAAUAUGAACGCGACAUGGAACGCGAACACGCACGCGGUCGUAAGCGUGCCAGCCGAAGACGCUCUCACGACGAUGAGGAGACUACGGCACAGGUUGAAGAUCUAUCUGUAGCGCGCCGCAAUUGCUUAUCGCCAGCGCCAACAGAAUCGCCUUACAGACGUGCGCGUUCACCAUCCUACUCGCCACCACCACAACCACCAUCAGCAUCAACACAAUCAACAGCGCUCGAAUGCAGCAGUGGCGUUAUAAAAUUGGCAACCGCAACCGCUGUUGCGGUAGCCGCGACAACAGCCGACAAUAGUCGUUGUUCGAGCCGCAGUAGUAACGGGUUAACAAUGGCUGACAAUAUCAGCAACGAAGAGUACAACAACGAAACGAGCGCCACGCUAGAAGCCGCAACAACAAUGACCGCGAUAAAACGUGAAAUCAUUAGCAGCGAUGACGGACGCACCGACUGAUUAAUGCUCUCCAUGGCGUGGCACUACGCAACCGAUACCUGUUAUGAAUCGUUGUUUUGGAGCCGUUGACUGUUGUCCGUUAUGCGUGCCAUUUUACGCUUACCGCGUACAUAACUUUUGUAAGCAAUUUUCGACUAAAUUAUGACGCAUGCGCAUGCGUAUUGAUUUCUAUAUAGUAUAUUUAUAUAUAUUACCGCAUCGGUGCAAUAAGCGUCUGAAAGUGGCAGCAGUCGAAAGAAGCUUUAAUUGAGUUCGCUAAGCUUGAUUUUUUUUGUGUGUCAGCGGCAGCAUAAAAGCCGCGUAGUAAAAAUCGAAGUCCGAAGGCCAAAUUCGGUCUACGCAGUGAACUCAGUGAAUUUGUAUUAAAUAUUACUUGUUAUUUGUGUAAAUUCGUGAAAUGUGACAAUGCGCACUUAUUGUAAACAACAUUACAAUAUUGAUUUAUUAAAAAAAAAUAUUGUGCAACAUAUUAAAAUUCCUUGAAAAGCGCUUGUUUUGCUAUAAAAGCGAGGAAGAACUAGCGUUCCACGUGCACACACAAAAAACAGUUUGGGCGACAAAAGUCUUCGCGUGUAAGCGCUGUCUAAGGCGGAAAGAGCAACAAGCGCAAGUUACUGUGGUCAGAAUCACCCUGUGCCUAAAAGUAGAGUUUCAAAAAUAAAGAAAUGCUACAAAUAAGUUAAAUUUAGUAAUAAAAAACAUAAAAUUAAAAAUUUAGCUUACAAUUUAGUUAGUUAAGUGAGUCAUAGUCAUGAAAGUGUAGUUUUUUUUUGUCAAUCCGGGUCAAAUUUGAUCCGAUGUAUAUGAGGUAUAUGUAGUUGAUAAAAGAACUCAAUUAAGCGCAGAAACUUUUAAUUUGAGUAAAUUGGAGACAAGUCUCUAGCUUACAGCUUAAACGUGGGAGAAUUUUGUAAGAAAGAAAGCAAGUAGAAAGGAAAAAAACAAAAAAAAAAGUUGUCCAAACACAAGACUGAAGAGAUGGUAUGCAGGAACUGUUACGCGGCGCCAACAAAUUAUUAGAGGCUAAAAUGAUCGUUGGAUGAAUUUACAUACAAAAAAAAUAUAUAAGAGUAUAACAAGCACAUAGGCGCAAUUUAUGUGGAAACCAAUCAAUAAGGCCUGUUGGGUUACUGAGCUGAAAUCUUGUUCUAAAAAAAUU
Molecule: messenger RNA, 4638 nt
Organism: Bactrocera oleae (olive fruit fly)
Lineage: Eukaryota; Metazoa; Arthropoda; Insecta; Diptera; Tephritidae
Source: RefSeq, a predicted model, not a curated record